This is a messenger RNA of Cuscuta campestris, 1628 nucleotides long. NCBI's taxonomy places the organism in Eukaryota, Viridiplantae, Streptophyta, Magnoliopsida, Solanales, Convolvulaceae. The record is from the annotation of a GenBank genome assembly.
GUUGGACAAACCAAAUGAACUGAGGUGGUCAAAUAGCGAGUUUAUUGCACCAGCUGAUCAUCAAACCAUCUAUAUCCCGUAUGGAUAGCAGCGGCGGCGGCGGCUCAGAGACAACUCUUCCGAUCCUUAGAUUCAAUCAAAAUUCCUCCGAUCAGAGAGAGAUGACGAUUAGAUUCUUCUAGUACUCCGUGGAGAGAAGCAGCAGAAAAAAGCAGCGUUGUAGGGUUUGGGGGUGGAGAUUGAAGCAGAAGAAAUGGGGGGUCGCACGAACAGCAGCGCGGCGGAGGGGGGCUCGGACGAACAGCAGCGGCGGUCGGAGAUCUACACGUACGAGGCACCGUGGCACAUCUACGCCAUGAAUUGGAGCGUCCGCAAGGACAAGAAGUACCGCCUGGCCAUCGCCAGCCUGCUCGAACAGUACCCCAACCGCGUCGAGAUCGUUCAGCUCGACGACUCCAACGGCGAGAUCCGCUCCGACCCGAACCUCUCCUUCGACCACCCCUACCCUCCCACCAGAGCCAUCUUCAUCCCCGACAAGGAGUGCCAGAAGCCCGACCUCCUCGCCACUUCCAGCGAUUACCUCCGGAUCUGGCGGGUCGCCGACGACGGCUCCCGCGUGGAGCCCAAGAGCGUCCUCAACAACAACCGCAACAGCGACUUCUCCGGCCCUCUCACCUCCUUCGACUGGAACGACGCGGAGCCCAGGCGGAUCGGGACCUCCAGCAUCGACACCACCUGCACCAUCUGGGACAUCGAGAGGGAGACGGUGGACACCCAGCUGAUCGCCCACGACAAGGAGGUGUACGACAUAGCCUGGGGAGGGGUUGGGGUCUUCGCUUCGGUCUCUGCAGAUGGCUCAGUCAGGGUGUUUGACCUCCGGGACAAGGAACACUCCACCAUCAUAUACGAGAGCUCAGAGCCGGAGACCCCGCUGGUGCGCCUGGGGUGGAACAAGCAGGACCCCAGGUACAUGGCCACCAUCAUCAUGGACAGCUCCAAGGUGGUGGUUCUCGACAUCAGAUUCCCCACGCUGCCGGUGGUGGAGCUGCAGAGGCACCAGGCGGGUGUGAACGCGAUAGCGUGGGCUCCCCACAGCUCCUGCCACAUCUGCACCGCGGGGGACGACUCCCAGGCCCUGAUAUGGGACCUAUCCUCCAUGGGUCAGCAGCCCAUUGCCGGCGCAGAAGGGGGGUUGGAUCCCAUCCUUGCUUACACCGCGGGUGCCGAGAUCGAACAGCUUCAGUGGUCUUCAUCGCAGCCUGAUUGGGUUGCUAUUGCCUUCGCCAACAAGCUUCAGAUUCUCAGAGUGUGAGUUGCCGGCAGCGCGGCAUGGAAGAAUUCAUUCUAAGCUGGUGGUGCUGUGAGAUCUUUUCCAUCUUACUACUAGUCACAGACAGAUUGAUGUAUGCAAUUAUUGCAAUUGAUUAUUUUUUUUGUUGUGGUUUCCAAUUUAAUCUGCCUGAUUAGUCAGUUAUAAAGAGAAAGAGAAAUGUUGCACUUUUUUUUUAUCUAUCUAUCUAUCUAGACUCUCGAGUAGUUGUGCUUGGAUCAAUUAGAGAGACAGACAGGAAUUUUUGUACUCCAAUAUUAGACACUUCAUGCUUGCCUAAUCAAUUUUGACCACUGCC